Molecule: messenger RNA, 1056 nt
Organism: Andrographis paniculata
Lineage: Eukaryota; Viridiplantae; Streptophyta; Magnoliopsida; Lamiales; Acanthaceae
Exons: 2
Coding region: 73-726 (217 amino acids)
Biological process (GO): aerobic respiration; mitochondrial respiratory chain complex I assembly; electron transport coupled proton transport
Molecular function (GO): NADH dehydrogenase (ubiquinone) activity; 4 iron, 4 sulfur cluster binding; quinone binding
Source: RefSeq, a predicted model, not a curated record
UUAACUUACAGAAAAAAAUCAUUUUGCAAUAUCGUAUUCCGUCGGGAUCGGCCGAUCCAGAAUAUUGGUCAGAUGGCUCAGUUAGCAAGGAACGCCGGUCGCCUGCUCACCCAGGCGGCGACGCCGCACCACCACCGCUCCGCCCUGGCGUCUAUUUACACCAGCCGCGCGUCUUUCGCGGCAUCCUCUUCGGCGCCCCCCACGCCGUACGCUCCCUCUCCUCCUCCGUCGACAUCGUCGCCCCCCGGGUUAUCUAAGGCGGCGGAGUUCGUGAUCUCGAAGGUCGAUGACCUCAUGAAUUGGGCCCGCCGCGGCUCGAUUUGGCCGAUGACUUUUGGACUGGCCUGUUGCGCCGUGGAGAUGAUGCAUACCGGCGCUGCGCGCUACGAUUUGGAUCGGUUUGGAAUUAUUUUCAGGCCUAGCCCUAGGCAGUCGGAUUGCAUGAUUGUUGCUGGAACUCUCACCAAUAAGAUGGCGCCUGCCCUUCGCAAAGUUUAUGACCAAAUGCCUGAACCAAGGUGGGUUAUAUCCAUGGGAAGCUGUGCCAACGGUGGUGGUUACUACCACUACUCAUAUUCUGUUGUCCGAGGCUGUGACAGGAUUGUUCCUGUGGACAUCUAUGUUCCGGGGUGCCCACCAACUGCCGAGGCCCUUCUCUACGGACUGCUUCAACUGCAGAAGAAGAUCAACAGGCGCAAGGAUUUCCUUCAUUGGUGGACCAAGUGAAGAACACUGUUGGGUGUUAUUUGUUGCUUGUUUGUGACAGAAUAAUCAAACUUGUUGUAGACAUCAUCACAGCAUUGUUGCUUAUGUUUUCUGUCAUAUAACUUACGAGGACCCUUCCCCGUUUCCAGGGCUGUUUUAUGGAUUUCGAUUGUGUUGUGUUCAAUUGAAUAAGAAUGCCUGGUUAUAUAAAAACUUGUAUCAAGGAGAGGUUAAAACUCUUUCUAAGAGCGUGAAUCUUUUCUUAUCUUCUUGGUGUGCCAUUGUGAUUUCAGGGUUGGUCCUGAGAUUAAAGUAUUAAGACAUUAUAUUUUAUUCUUCUUUCGCUUGUUA